GUCGCAUUUUCGGCAGCGAACAUCAUCAGACUUGGACCUUGCGCUGAAGAUUCCAAUAUCAGCCAGCCUUCAUCAGAGCCAGCUGAACCUCUGCCUCCCUGGGACAAAGUUGACCAUCUCGACUGCUCGAUACAUUCAAUCCCUUCACAUCCUGCUCACCGUCCAGGCUGCCUACCACUGCCGCUAUUUGCCUACGCAUCCAUCCGCCUUCGUGCCAACCCCUACCGAGCUUGCCAACAAUCACUUCUGACACGACAGCACAUCCGAUCUUGCCGUCGCCCCAGCUGUAGAUCAGGUACCAGUGCCUCGAAGCACCCUGUCGCCUUCCGCCCUACCAGUCAACCAGGGAAUUCCGAUCCUGCCGUCCGAGCCGGCUUCCUAGAUACACACGCACAGUCUCUCUUGAGCGAGCCGGGCCAGGCACCAUGCCGCCCAGCGCGACUGCCUCAGGGGCAGACGCCUCCAACUCAAAUGGCGCGUCCUCGCGCAGCCGUGACCACAACCAGGGCAACCAGGAGCGCAAGUACACAGUGGAGCAGAAGGCUGCCGUUCUGCGCAUCCGCCGGUGCAAGCCAACCGCCUUCUACGACAUUCUGGGCAUCGAGGCCGUGCGCACUACCUGCUCCGAAGCCGACAUCAAGAAGGCCUACCGCAAGCAGUCCCUCCUGACCCACCCUGACAAGAAUGGCCACGAACAUGCCGACGAGGCCUUCAAGAUGGUGGCGAGGGCGUUCAGCGUCCUGGGAGACAAGGACAAGAGGGACAGGUAUGAUAAGUUUGGCGGGGACCCGGACAGCCGUUUUGGUCAGGCCCAGGCACAAAACCCCUUUGCCGGCUUCGCGGCGAGGCAGCCUUCAGGGGGCGGUGGUGGUGGCGGAGGUGGCAUGGGUGGAGGCAUGUGGGACGACGAUAUAAGUCCUGAGGAAAUGUUUCAGCGGUUUUUUGGUGGUGGCUUCGGCGGUGGGGGUCCAUUUGGCUUUGAUACAGGUCCCCAAUUUGUGUUUAACUUUGGCGGUCCCGGGGUACGCGUGCACCAGUUCGGCGGCGGCCGCCCGCGCAGGCGACCCCGCGAGAAUGAGCAGGGCCAGGACAACGGCAGCUUCAACACCCUCAUGGGCCUGCUCCCCAUCAUCUUCCUCUUCCUGUUCCCGCUGCUCUCGUCACUCUUCUCGGGCGGCGCCGCACCCGCCGGGCCUCGCAUGGUCUUCGACGCCCCUGAGCCCCCUAAUGUGCUCGAGCGCGUGACGCCCAAGUUCAAUGUCAAGUACUACCUCAACCCGCAGGACGUGAAAGGCUACUCCAAGACGCAGCUUUCACGCCUGGAUAACAACGCCGAGGUCGGCUUGAUCAAACACCUGCGAGCCGAAUGCGAGGCCGAGACGAUGUACAAGCAGGAGCUGUACAAUGCCGCCCAGGGGUGGUUCACGCAGGACGCUGAGAAGAUGGGCAUCGCUGACAGGUAUGAGCCGGUGAGCUGUAGAAGGCUGGAAAAAUUGGGCGCAAUGGGGAAAUGA
This is a messenger RNA of Cryphonectria parasitica EP155, 1514 nucleotides long. RefSeq names its product DUF1977-domain-containing protein. Gene Ontology annotation, biological process: cellular response to misfolded protein. Gene Ontology annotation, molecular function: Hsp70 protein binding. The record is from RefSeq and is a predicted model, not a curated record. Bases 426 to 1514 code for a protein of 362 amino acids. Lineage: Eukaryota; Fungi; Ascomycota; Sordariomycetes; Diaporthales; Cryphonectriaceae. Gene Ontology annotation, cellular component: endoplasmic reticulum membrane. The transcript has 2 exons.